Molecule: messenger RNA, 1441 nt
Organism: Vitis riparia (riverbank grape)
Lineage: Eukaryota; Viridiplantae; Streptophyta; Magnoliopsida; Vitales; Vitaceae
Product: plasmodesmata-located protein 7-like
Exons: 3
Coding region: 110-961 (283 amino acids)
Cellular component (GO): plasmodesma
Source: RefSeq, a predicted model, not a curated record
CAGUGUUUGAAGUCGAAAGCAGAGAGGCUAGGCCAGACAACCCAUCUCCAUCUUCCCCACAACCCUCCAUCUCCAUCUCCACCUCCAUCUCUAUCUCCACCUCCCGAGCAUGGAACCAAGGACACUUCAUCUCCUCCCACUUUUCACCUCCCUUGUUUCUCUCUUAUCACUCCCUCUCCCUUCCCACUCCUCCAAUGACGACUUCGUCUUCAUGGGGUGCUCCCAAAUCAAAUACACCCCAAACUCACCCUACGAGUCCAACCUCGAUUCCCUCCUCACAUCCCUGGCCAACUCAGCCACCUACUCCACCUACAACAACUUUACGAUCAUGGGGUCAAGCCCACAAGAUGUGGUGUAUGGACUCUACCAGUGCAGAGGCGACCUUUCAAUGCCGGACUGCGCCACAUGCGUCGCGCGCGCAGUGUCUCAACUGGGCUCCCUCUGCUCCCAAACCUGUGGUGGCGCAUUGCAGCUACAAGGGUGCUUCGUCAAGUACGAUAAUGACACAUUCUUGGGAGUGGAGGACAAGACUGUGGUGCUGAAGAAGUGUGGGCCGUCAGUUGGGUACGAGGCGGAGAGAAUGGGGCGGAGAGACGCGGUGUUGGGGAGUAUGGAGGCUUCAAGUGGUGGGUACAGGGUGGGUGGGUCUGGUGAUGUGCAGGGCGUGGCUCAGUGUGUUGGGGAUUUGAGUGUCGGUGAGUGCCAGGAUUGUGUGUCGGAGGCCAUCUCACGCCUCAAGUCUGACUGUGGAACGGCCGUUUAUGGCGAUAUGUUCUUGGGCAAGUGUUACGCCAGGUACACCACUGCUGGGGCUCACACUUAUGCCCACCCUAACCAUGAUUCAUCUCAUGAUGAUGGUGAGAAGACAUUUGCAAUUAUUGUUGGAUUAUUGGCAGGGGUUGCUCUAAUAAUCAUUUUCCUUACUUUCAUGAGAAAGGUGUUCGAGGGAAAUGGUAAAUAAUUAGACAACUUUGUGAAGCCCUGCUCCUGCAACUUGCUUUUGAUGGCUCCUUUUCUUCUCCUCCUCACUCAAGAUGUCAACUUUUUCUUUUUGUUUUUUCCCCUUCUCAUUUUGAGUUUUCUUUCUUCAUAUUUCUCUACCAAAAGGAGAUUAAGAAAGAAGGAUGAAAAGAAGUGUCUAGGGGGGCAACUCCCCUGCUAAAAACAAAGCUAGAAAGGGAAAGAAGAUUAAGAUUCCAAGCUGGCUCUCCAUUUAAAAGACUUAAUGUUAUCUAAUGUGAAGAAAUGGCAUAUUCUUUUUUGUAAAGGUGCAGAUGGUGCUUUCUUCUUUUUCCUUUUUCUUUUUUUAUUUUAUUAUUAUAUAUGUUGUUUCCUGCUUUUGAUUUUUCAGUGACUUGAAUUUUUAUGGCUUUUUGGACUUCUCUAGAUUAUGGUGGAUUUAAAAGCUCUAUUAAAACAGGUCAGAGUAUAUUCUAUGAGA